GGGCCCUUUAUAAAGCCAACUCUGUCCUCUCUCCACGUUCAAGUUAAACACGCUCAAUCCGCUCCAGCAGCUCCUGCUCACCUGCCAAGGAAGUCUAAAAAGUCUUUUUUAGAGAGGAAGGACCUAUCAAAGAAAGAAGAGAAGAGGGAGGAUCAGGAUCGUCUCAUUCAUUUCACUCCCGACACCGGCGGCCUCUUCACAAGUAGGUCAGAGAAAUCUCUGCUCUCCAAACUUCUCCGAGUUUGAACUCUGCUCUACGUGCGCUUGCCAUCCACCCGACAAAGUUUUCUGCGCAUCACUCCAACACUCCGAAAGUAUAAAAGCUGACACGGAACAAGCCAACAUGAUGGCCAAUAACUACGACGACCAGCUGCCUCCACAAUACUACCAGGCCACCGACUUCGGGGACGAGGAGGAGGACGAGAUGCCGGCCACGGAGAAAGACCUGGCCGAGGAUGCUCCCUGGAAGAAGAUCCAGCAGAACACCUUCACCAGGUGGUGCAACGAGCACCUCAAGUGUGUCAACAAGACCAUAACCGACCUGCAGAAGGAUUUUAGUGACGGGCUGAAGCUCAUUUCCCUCCUGGAAGUACUGAGCCAGAAGAAGAUGUACAGAAAGCACCACACGAGGCCAAACUUCCGACAGAUGAAGCUGGAAAAUGUGUCUGUGGCGUUGGAGUUCCUGGACAGAGAGCACAUCAAACUGGUCUCAAUAGACAGUAAAGCCAUCGUGGACGGCAAUCUAAAGCUGAUUCUGGGUCUUAUCUGGACUCUCAUUCUACAUUACUCCAUCUCCAUGCCCAUGUGGGAUGAUGAGGACGACGAGGAGACCAAAAAACUGACCCCCAAGCAACGCCUGCUGGGCUGGAUCCAGAACAAAGUGCCCCAGCUGCCCAUCAACAACUUUAACCGUGACUGGCGGGACGGCAAAGCGCUGGGAGCCCUGGUUGACAACUGUGCUCCUGGUUUGUGCCCUGAUUGGGCCGACUGGGACCCGAACCAGCCUGUGCAGAAUGCCAAAGAAGCCAUGCAGCAGGCUGACGACUGGCUGGGGGUGCCUCAGGUGAUCGCUCCAGAGGAAAUUGUGGACCCAGAUGUGGAUGAGCACUCUGUGAUGACAUACUUAUCUCAGUUCCCCAAGGCAAAGCUGAAGCCUGGGGCUCCCCUUAGACCUAAACAGCUGUUUCCAGAUAAAGUCAAAGCCUAUGGGCCAGGCAUCGAGCCUCAUGGCAACAAAGUUCUGCACCCAGCUGUGUUCACGGUGGAAACUCUGGAGGCUGGCAGUGGUGAAGUCCUGGUGUUUGUAGAAGAUCCUGAAGGACACAAAGAGGAGGCUAAAGUUAAACCCAACAAGGACAAAAAAGGAACCUACACCGUCACAUACACCCCCAAAGUUGAAGGUAUUCAUAAGGUGAAGGUGUUGUUUGCGGGUCAGGACACCGAUAAGAGCCCCUACACUGUGAAUGUGGCGAAAGACAUGGGUGACCCCAGCAAAGUCCAUGCUAGGGGACCGGGUCUGGAGGCGACGGGCAAUGUGGCCAACAAACCCACCUACUUUGACAUCUACACAGCAGGUGCUGGCAACGGAGACAUCAGCGUGGUCAUUGUUGACCCUCAAGGGAAAAAGGACACGGUGGAGCUCAUUCUAGAAAAUCGGGGUGACAGUGUUUUCCGCUGCACCUACCACCCCGUCCUGGAGGGGCCUCACACCAUCCACAUAUUAUUUGCGGGCCAGGAGAUCCCCAGGAGUCCCUUUCACGUCAACAUUGCGGAGGCACCGAGCGUUGCUCCUCCUGUGGGAGCUCCACUGCAGAUAGUUCCUCAGUCAGUGCGCACCCCGCCCGGAGCAAAGGGUGCAGCGGGGGUUCCCCCCAAAAAAGCGGGCCGUCCAACAAUAAACCCCAACGCUUGCAGAGCUGCUGGCAGAGGGCUGCAGCCUAAAGGUGUGAGAGUGAGGGAGGUUGCAGACUUCAAAGUUUUUACUAAAGGAGCUGGCAGCGGUACGCUGAACGUCUCAGUCAAAGGACCAACUGGAGCGGAGGAGCAGGUGAAAGUGCGAGAUGCUGGUAAUGGAGUCUAUGAGUGUGAAUAUUACCCACUCAAAACUGGUAAAUACACCGUCAGCAUAACCUGGGGAGGCCAGCCUAUCCCACGCAGCCCCUUUGAGGUAGAGGUGAGCGGAGAGGCAGGCUUUCAGAAGGUUAGGGCCUGGGGUCCGGGUCUGAAGACUGGAAUGGUGGGAAAAUCUGCUGAUUUUGUGGUGGAGGCCAUUGGCACUGAAGUUGGAACUUUAGGCUUCUCUAUCGAAGGCCCAUCACAGGCGAAAAUCGAGUGUGACGAUAAAGGUGACGGCUCCUGUGACGUCCGUUACUGGCCAACAGAGCCCGGCGAUUACGCCGUGCACGUCAUCUGUGAUGAUGAAGACAUCAAGGAUAGUCCCUUCAUGGCUCACAUCCUCCCUGCAGUCAAUGAUGUUUUCCCUGAAAAAGUCAAAGCAUACGGUCCAGGUCUGCAGCCAACUGGGGUCAUUGUAAACAAACCAACGGAGUUUACUAUUGAUGCCCGCAUGGCUGGGAAGGGUCACCUCAGAAUCUACGCGCAGGAUGUAGAAGGUUGCACCAUCGACAUCAAGAUCACUGACAGGGGCGACGGCACAUUUGUGUGCGUGUAUACUCCUGUCAAACCCAUUAAGCACACCAUCAUCAUCACCUGGGGUGAGGUCAACGUCCCCAACAGCCCCUUCAGGGUUCUGGUUGGAGAGGGCUCUCAUCCUGACAAAGUAAAGGUCUUUGGGCCUGGAGUGGAGAAGACGGGGCUUAAAGCUAAUGAGCCAACAUACUUCACUGUGGACUGCAGCGAGGCUGGCCAAGGGGACAUCAGCAUUGGAAUCAAGUGUGCCCCUGGGGUGGUGGGUCCCGCUGAGGCGGAUAUCGACUUUGACAUCAUCAAGAAUGACAAUGACACCUUCACUGUCAAAUACACUCCGCCCGCUCCAGGCCGGUUCACUAUCAUGGUUUUGUUUGCUGACCAGGAAAUUCCAAUCAGUCCAUUUAAAGUCAAGGUGGAUCCUUCUCAUGAUGCUGGGAAAGUGAGAGCAGAGGGUCCAGGACUCAACAAAACAGGUGUGGAGGUGGGCACUCCAACACACUUCACAAUCUACACAAAGGGAGCAGGAAAAGCCAAACCUGAGGUGCAUUUUGCUGCAUCUGGUCCCGGAGAGGCAGUUCGUGACUUUGAGAUCAUCGAUAAUCACGAUUAUUCCUACACUGUCAAGUACACAGCUCUUCAGCAGGGCAACAUGGCAAUUUCCAUCUCUCAUGGAGGAGACACCAUUCCCAAAAGCCCCUUCCAUAUUACAGUGGCACCAGCUAUGGAUCUGGCAAAAGUUAAAGUGGAGGGGUUGGACACCAAGGUGGAGGUUGGGAAGGACCAGGAGUUCACGGUGAACACGAAGGGUGCUGGUGGGCUUGGUAACGUGGGUGUGAAAAUGACCUCUCCCUCUGGUCGACCAAUUCCUUGCAAGCUGGAGUCAGACAAAGCGAAAGGUGCACACAGCGUGAAGUACAUCCCACCAGAGGAGGGACAGUACAAAGUUGACGUGAGCUAUGACGGGAACCCUGUCAUUGGAAGUCCUUUUGGGGUUGAAGCAGUGAUGCCAGCCGAUCCUUCAAAAGUGAGAGCUUUCGGUCCAGGCCUGAAGGGUGGAAUUGUGGGUAAACCGGCUCCAUUUACCAUUGAUACAAAAGGAGCCGGCGCUGGAGGACUGGGCUUGACAGUGGAGGGUCCCUGUGAGGCAAAAAUUGAAUGCCAAGACAAUGGUGACGGCACAUGCUCAGUGUCCUACCUUCCCACCGACCCCGGGGAAUACGCCAUCAACAUCCUGUUUGCAGAGCAGCACAUCUCUGGCUCUCCUUUCAAAGCUGCCAUUCGCCCAGCCCUCGAUCCCAGCAAAGUGGUUGCCAGUGGGCCAGGUCUGGAGAGGGCCAAGGCAGGAGAACCAGCAACCUUUACUGUGGACUGCAGCCGGGCCGGCGAUGCUGAGCUCACCAUUGAGAUCGUGUCAGAGACUGGGGUCAAGGCUGAAGUGCACAUCCAGAAAACGGCUGAGGGGAAUUUUUCUGUUACGUACAUCCCAUCCUUCCAGGGCACGCACACCAUCACCAUUAAAUACGGCGGCCACACAAUCCCCCACUUCCCCCGGGUGCUGCAGGUGGAGCCGUCCGUGGACACCAGUGGGGUCCACGUUUACGGGCCUGGAGUGGAGCCCCGAGGGGUCCUCAGAGAAGUCACGACCCACUUCAUUGUGGAUGCCCGCGCACUCAUCAAAGUUGGAGGGGGUCGUGUUAAAGUUCACAUUAUCAACCCCUCUGGCUCCAAUACGGAUGCUUACAUUACAGACAAAGGAGACGGCACUUACAGAGUGGAGUACACAGCCUUCGAGGAUGGAAUUCAUCUGAUUGAAGUGCUGUACGAUGAUGCGCCUGUUCCUAAGAGCCCCUUCAGAGUGUCUGUGGUUGAAGGAUGUGAUCCGACUCGGGUCCGCGCCUUUGGGCCGGGUCUGGAGGGAGGAAUAACUAACAAGCCUAACCGUUUCACUGUGGAAACCAGGGGUGCUGGUACUGGAGGUUUGGGUCUGACUAUUGAGGGAGCUUCAGAGGCGAAAAUUUCAUGCAAGGACAACAAAGACGGCAGCUGCAGUGUGGAAUAUGUGCCUUUUACUCCUGGAGAUUAUGAUGUAAAUAUCAACUAUGGAGGUCAACCGAUCCCUGGCAGCCCAUUCCGUGUUCCUGUGAAGGAUCCGGUGGAUCCCACCAAGGUCAAAUGCUCCGGACCAGGUCUGGGCUCAGGAGUUAGGGCCCACGUUCCUCAGAACUUUACAGUGGACUGUACUCAAGCGGGACAGGCUCCACUGGAUGUAAAACUCUACGGUCCAACAGGUACUGUGGAGCCUGUUGGUGUGAAGAACAAUGGGGACGGCACCCACACAGUUCACUACACCCCAGCACAGGACGGUCCCUACACUGUAUCUGUCAAAUAUGCAGAUCAGGAAGUCCCACACAGUCCAUUCAAGGUGAUGUCUCAGCCUGGCCAUGAUGCCAGUAAGGUGCGAGCCAGUGGUCCUGGCCUGGAUACUAAAGGUGUAUCCGCGAGUCUGCCAGUUGAGUUCACGAUCGAUGCUCGCGAUGCCGGAGAGGGACUGCUCACUGUACAGAUUUUGGAUCCAGAAGGCAAGCCAAAAAACGCAACCAUCCAAGACAACAGGGAUGGGACGUACACAGUGUCCUAUGUCCCUGACUCUACGGGCCCCUACACCAUCACCAUUAAAUAUGGAGGAGAUGAGAUUCCCUACUCCCCGUACCGCAUCCAGUCUCUGCCCACAGGAGACGCCAGCAAAUGUCUUCUCACAGUUUCAGUUGGAGGACAUGGCAUGUCAAGUCUGCAGAAGCUGCAAACCUCGGAGGACACAGUCAUCACAGUGGAUGCCAAGGCUGCAGGGAAAGGCAAGGUGACCUGCAAGGUGCAGACCCCACAGGGGAUGGAGCUGGACAUGGAUGUGGUGGAGAAUCACGAUGGCACCUUUGAUAUUUACUACACUGCCCCUGAACCAGGGAAAUAUGUAAUUACGAUACGCUUUGGAGGGCAGAACAUCCCAAAGAGCCCCUUCCACGUGAUGGCCACAAAUGAGCCAGUGGUUCCUCGUGAUACAGUGGACCCGCUCUUCCGCCCUGUUAAUUUCCUGGUCCCUUUCAUGCCACAGCAGGGAGAAAUCACAGGUGAGGUGAGGAUGCCGUCAGGGAAAACCGCUCGGCCGCACAUCACUGACAAUAAGGACGGCACCAUUACGAUCAAGUACCAGCCGACGGAGAGAGGCCUCCAUGAGAUGGACAUCAAAUAUGAUGGAAACCACAUUCCAGGAAGCCCUCUCCAGUUCUUUGUGGAUGCAGUGAACAGUGGUCUGGUCACCGCCUACGGUCCAGGUCUUAGCUACGGCAUGGUCAACAAGGCCGCCACUUUCACAGUGGUCACCAAGAAUGCUGGGGAAGGUGGACUGUCACUAGCAGUGGAGGGUCCCUCCAAAGCUGAGAUCACAUGCAAGGACAACAAAGAUGGCACCUGCACUGUGUCCUACCUCCCCACUGCACCAGGAGACUACAACAUCAUUGUUAAAUUUGACAAUAAACACAUCCCUGGAAGUCCAUUUACCGCCAAGAUCACUGGAGAUGACGCCAUAACGAGAACCUCCCAGCUGAACGUGGGAACAGCAGCGGACGUGUCCUUAAAGAUCACAGAAACUGAUCUGAGCUGCCUGACUGCCAGUAUCAGAGCACCAUCGGGCAACGAGGAGCCCUGCCUGCUGAAGAGGCUGCCCAACAGACACCUAGGAAUCUCUUUUACUCCCAAAGAAGUGGGUGAGCAUGAAGUGAGCGUCAGAAAGGAUGGCAUCCACGUGGCCAACAGUCCUUUCAAAAUAAUGGUCGGUCAGUCGGAGAUCGGUGAGGCCAGCAGAGUGAAAGCUUUCGGAAAAGGCCUGAUUGAGGCACACACUUUUGAAAUGGCGGAGUUUUUCGUGGACACAAGGAAUGCAGGUUACGGAGGUCUUGCUCUGUCGAUUGAGGGUCCGAGCAAAGUGGACAUUAACUGUGAGGAUAUGGAGGACGGGACCUGCAGGGUGACUUACUGCCCGACAGAACCUGGAAGUUACAUCGUUAACAUCAAGUUUGCAGAGAAGCACAUCCCAGGGAGCCCAUUUACAGUCAAGGUGACCGGAGAAGGAAGGAUCAAGGAAAGCAUUACCAGAAAGAGACAGGCCUCCUCUCUUGCCUCAGUGGGUAGCACAUGCGGACUUAACCUCAAGAUCCCAGGAAACUGGUUUCAGAUGGUUUCAGCUCAGGAGAGGCUGACCCGGACGUUCACUCGCAGCAGCCACACGUACACCCGCACCGAGCGCACGGAGAUCAGCAAAACCCGCGGCGGAGAGACCAAGAGGGAGGUGCGUGUGGAGGAGAGCACCCAGGUGGGAGGAGGAGGAGGAAGUCCUUUCAGAGAUGUGUUCGGAGACUUCUUGGGACGAGAAAGUCUGAGCAGCUUUGCCGGCCUCACUGCUAGACCUGAAGUUGAGAGCGGCUCUCAGGCCAUGACCGCUCAGGUGACCAGUCCAAGCGGGAAAACGGUGGACGCUGACAUUGUGGAUGGAGGCAGCAGCACAUACAGCGUGCGCUUCAUCCCUCAGGAAAUUGGGCCCCACACUGUCAAUGUUAAAUACAGAGGGCAGCACGUUCCUGGAAGCCCCUUCCAGUUCACAGUGGGACCCAUGGGAGAAGGUGGAGCGCACAAGGUCCGUGCAGGAGGUCCCGGGCUGGAGAGAGGCGUGGCUGGAGCUCCUUCGGAGUUCAGCAUCUGGACCAGAGAGGCAGGCGCUGGCGGUCUGUCUAUUGCGGUAGAAGGGCCCAGCAAGGCCGAGAUCACAUUUGAAGACAGGAAAGACGGUUCCUGUGGAGUCUCCUACAUCGUGAAAGAACCAGGGGACUAUGAGGUGUCAAUCAAAUUCAACAAUGAGCACAUCCCUGACAGCCCCUUCAUCGUUCCAAUUGCCACGCUGUCAGAUGAGGCCCGCAGGCUCACCGUGACGAGUCUACAGGAAAAGGACUUAAAGGUUAACCAGGAAGCAUCCUUCAUGGUGCAGCGCAACGGUGCCCGGGGCGUGGUCGACGCCAAAGUCCACACUCCGUCUGGCUCCACUGAGGAAUGCUACGUCUCGGAGCUUGACAGUGACAAGAGUGCAAUCCGCUUUAUUCCACGUGAGAACGGAGUCCACUCCAUCGAUGUCAAGUUCAACGGAUGCCACAUUCCCGGGAGCCCCUUCAAUGUGCGAGUUGGAGACCCCGGGUUGAUCGGAGACCCCGGCAUGGUGACUGCACAUGGGCCUGGGUUGCAGGGAGGGACAACGGGUAUCCCCUCAGAGUUUGUGGUUAAGACCUGUAACGCGGGCUCUGGCACUCUGUCGGUCAACAUCGACGGGCCGUCCAAGGUGAAGAUGGACUGCCGCGAAUGCCCCGAGGGCUACAGGAUCAACUACACGCCCAUGGCACCUGGCAACUAUCUCAUCACAAUCAAAUACGGCGGGCCGCAGCACAUAGUGGGCAGCCCUUUCAAAGCCAAAGUCACAGGCGUUAGGCUGUCAGGGGGACACAGCCUCCAUGAGACCUCCUCUGUGCUGGUUGAAACUGUUACCAAGACCUCUAAAGUCGGUGGUGCCUAUAGCGCCUCCUCCUCUUCUUCCACCACCUCAACCAAGCUGACAUCUGACGCCAGCAAAGUGGUUUGCCGCGGACAGGGGCUGUCCAAAGCCGUGAUUGGGCAGAAAAAUAACUUUAGUGUGGACUGCAGCAAAGCAGGUACCAACAUGCUGAUGGUGGGUGUGCAUGGACCUCAUGCCCCAUGCGAGGAGGUUUAUGUCAAGCACAUGGGUAAUAAGCUUUACAAUGUCACGUACAGCGUCAAGGACAAGGGGAGUUACACCGUCAUCGUCAAAUGGGGGGAUGAUAGCGUCCCUGGAAGCCCGUACAAAGUCUCUGCCCCUUGAGAGAAGAUAAAAAAAUAAAAAAAAACUGCUCAAACGCCAUUGUCCCAUCUCCUCUACUGACCCACAACAACCUUUUUCCUCAUCAUCAUCAUCAUCAGCCAAGCUCUGCCAUUACACUGCCUACUAUAUACUUUACAGGAACUCAACCCCGCGAGGAUGUUUACCUUCAGCUGAACGCGCUUUGUGCCAAACCCUGGUAUCAACUCAAGAAAAGAUGUUGCACAGUCACAAAAAUAAAUCCAGAUCGACAGGAUAUUUUGAAGCGAUGCGUUGGUUAAAUGACGGCAUGUCCCCAGUUCUUAUGUUGUCGAACAGUUGAGGAACGAUUCAAAGUGUUUAAGUUGGAUGUUAUUUUGUAUGGUUUAAGAAUGAUUUUUUUGUUAUAUUAACCUUUUUUUGGUAAGUCUUUGCAGACCUAAUAAAGGAACUCAUUGCUAACUUUCCAAUUGAA
Molecule: messenger RNA, 9035 nt
Organism: Oryzias melastigma (Indian medaka)
Lineage: Eukaryota; Metazoa; Chordata; Actinopteri; Beloniformes; Adrianichthyidae
Product: filamin-C
Exons: 47
Coding region: 344-8584 (2746 amino acids)
Biological process (GO): actin cytoskeleton organization
Molecular function (GO): actin filament binding
Source: RefSeq, a predicted model, not a curated record